CAAUGAAGGAAGCUUUGAAAACGGAGGUGGGUGGUUCCUACAUCCCCAACCAACUAGUGACCUAAGUGGAGAAAUUCAGGUUCAGUCUCCAAGUACAGAUACCUACGUAGGUUUCGGUAUUGAUGAUGAGAUAAUGUCCGCCAUUCGAAACGAAUUACUGACCAAAUUACCACACGCACAGGGAAAUAACACGGACAAAGUUAAGGAAGAAGAUGAAUGGGAGACCUUAGAACGAAACGAAGUAUUUUUACGAUAUAACGUCUACAAUACUCCGCUAUCUCCGAUACCAGAAGAAAGUUUGAUUGAAGACGUUUCUGGUACAGCAUCUCCGAGGAACGAAAAGGAACUGGAUGAUGGCGAUUGGUCCGGACGAACCGACACAGACACAUUAACCCACGAAGUGGAAAGCACUUCAGCCCACACUCUGGAAAGCCCCGUUAGAGGUCCUCUAAAUCGCCACACGCCAAGCCAAGAUUCUUGUUGUUCGAACGACACCCUCUUCAACUUGGAAGAUUUGGUUUGUGGAAUUACAGAUAUCGAGAGAGACAGAGAUAGUCCUUUGAAUGUCAACGUCGAGGAAAUACCGUCGGAAGAUGCUGCCAAAAGUGACAUAGAUGAGAAGAGUGCGAAGAAUGAAAGUAGCGGAGCUGAAGAUAGCAUGGAAAGCAAUACAAAACCACAAGAAAUCAACCAUUUUCUCUCUACCGAAAGGAGCUAUUCUGCGGUUGUUCCUUUGCCAUCUCCAGAAGAAAAUCCCUGGAAACACCUUCCAGCUUCACUUCUAAACCACAACCAACUAUCGCUGAGCAACACUCCUUUAAUUAAAGAAGACACAAAAUCAGAAGAUUCAAAUAACUGUGAUAUUUUACCGAAAACAGAAAUUGACGAUGACGACGCUGAUAUUUUAAGAACAGACUCCAUAGAACAAGACGAAGAAAGUGAAAAUAAUAAUCUUACCUUCAACCAAACUCAUCCUCAGAUUUUGGAUUUAGCUGUUACAGUGGAAUCAAAUACACAAGAUGAAGAUGUGUGCUGCAGUAAGGAAAAAGACGUACCUACAUCUGAUCAGGAGACUUCGGACAAAGAGAACAUCGAGCCGCUUUAUCAGAAUUCUGAAGUUAAAGAUACGGUUUUGCCUAACUCCGAAAACGAAAAAGCUACCAAAUUAGACGAUCAUCUGUACGAAAAUUCGAAUGUAAAAGAUACCGAACGACUGUACCAAAACCUGGAACCAAACUUGGACCCAUUCGACGAUUACGUCAAUAUAGUUAAUAUGGAGAAUAACAAAAAUCGCCUGGAAUCCGACCUUCUAGAUAAGGAUCACACAUAUAUCAACACAUUCGAACAUAUCGAAAAGGAUGACGACGAUAGCAUUUACGGCCUUUUAACUGAUAUUAGGUUUACAGGACCUGCAGAUAGCCAGAUGAUGUCCACUUCCUUUAGCGAAAAUAACGAUGAGCAGGGAUGGGAGAGCGGAUCUGAUUCCAGAUCAAGUUCUAGUGGAGAGUUUAUAUGGCGGGAAGGGGAACAUGAGGAGUCUCUCAAGGCCCUCAGGGCUGCUCCUCAAGAUGUGCUGGAGUCUAUCACACCAAUGGAAGGGAUCGCCGAAGACAAUUUUGAAGAGAGCGACUUAAGUAGUACCUUCAGCGAUGAUGAGGAGUCUCCCGAAUUUGUACCUUCAGCUUGGGACAAAUUUGCAAUGCCUAGCAAGUCAGCAUUGAGGUCACCAGAGAAAACGCCUAAGAAAAGAGAAGAGCAAAAACCCAAAGGUGUCUGGUUCAAAAAGCAGAAGUAUCAUUGCAUAUACGAAUAUCCGAAGGAACCAGAAAGUCCAAUAUUGUCAAAUCCGGAUGUAUGGAAACAACCAGAAUUUAAAGUUUUUACAGACAGUCCGACGAACUCUAACAUGUCAGAAGACUUCUUCAUCACAAGUUCUACUCAACCUUUCGACACUCAUAAUCUCAGCUCACAGUUUUUCCCCGGAAGUAGUUCAUGGAACUUCGAUAACGUUACGCCGGAUAGCGGCAUGGAAGAUAUCACACCAGGAAGCAUUUCAGAUGCCAAUGAAUUUGAGACCUCAACAGUAGUGCCAACUUUAAAACAACUAGCUUCCGACGUAAUCAAUAGAAAGAAGACUUCAAAGAUUAGUGGUGGUGAUGUUCUCGGAGGUCUUAGGCAUACCAGGAAGUUAUUAAAAUUGGACUUACCUCCUAGCCCUAGUGCUUUCACUUCUGAUAAAUUAUUUACCGUUGAACCUACCGUAGAACCAGUUGUUAGAGAAAAGCCUAGUUUUACUACAUUUGGUAAAAGUAGGUUUAUGGUUCAACACGUAGAUACUCCUGACGAAGUUAAAGGCAAAAACGUUUCGUUUGAAGCCUUACCCUACAAACCAAACAGCCCAGUAGUAGAAAAAGUCAAUCUAGUACUGGACGACUUACAACACUUACCCGAAGAUUUGUCGUUCGGUAAAUUUGACUUUGUAGAAAGAAACUUGAUAAAAAACGAGGAUGACAAGUGUAAAACAAAAGUCGAGUUUGUACGUGGCGAGGCGAGUUUGUUAGAUAGCGGGGACGAGGAUAGCGGGAUUGAAUCUACUAGUACCUUAGAGAGAAAGUUAAGUAAUCCAGAGGUAUAGGCAAUAAAGUCACAUAAGAUGGGGUUGUUAGAAAGUGUUUAGUUAAGCACAAACUAUAAAGGGAUAAACAUUAUAUAUAUUUUCACGGUGUUUUGAUGCCGAUCUUCUUGAGGACUUCUCCUAGAGUUCAUUGAUAUUUUUUCAUUGUUUUUGUUGCGUCUUUAGUAUGCCUUCAAAAAAUCUUUACGUUACAUACGCCCUUUACUCUUUGACACGUUAAUCUGCUGACUGCACCUAUUUUUCGUAUUUACAACUGCCCAUGGGCUUUUCCGUUUCCAAAAAUGCAAAAACAUUUCCUACCUGUUACUCUCUUUGAACUCUCUACCUGUUACUUACUAGCAAAAGAUUCUCCUUAUCAUGAAAGUAAUGUGAUAGUAUGAUAUAAUUAGUGUAAGUAAAUGUUAAAAAUUAUUUUUGUAAUUAAAAUAAACCUCAUAAUACAGUACUAUCACAGUUUCCGAAAUUACUAACAUACUUAAACAUAAAAAUUGAAUCUAAAAUUAGUGUAAAUCACCAACAGCAACUAUUUUAUUAGCUUCAAAUGCUUUAGCUUUCAUAAUUAUCAUUGGUAAGUUCUUCAGAAAUAUCAUUCAGAAAUUGUAUAGUGUUAAAGACCUCACAUUCACCAUCAUCAUUUUUAGGUUUGCCAGAAGUUAUCCUCAGACAGUGCGUAAUAUUAAUAACAUCUCGUUCACCAUUGCCAUUUUUAUGUUCCUCAGAAGUGACAUUCACACAGUGUGUAGUAUAUCAUCGCGUUCACCAUUGUUAUUUGUAUGUCCUCCAGAAAAAAAUAGUUUUCUGCUGUCAAAGUAAUCGCUGAUGUACAAAGUUAAGAAAAAGUUUUUGUGUCACGAUUAAAAGUACAUUUACUUACACUAAAGCAAUAUUUUGGCGACCAACCUUAAUAAUGCUAUAAUUAGACCCAAACCCUGACAUCCAAAGUAAAAGUUAUUCUCCAACUCCAAAUUGUUCUAUAUGGUCCACGUCCACAUAUAGGUAAGCAAAAAGUUACUCUAUUUCGAGCGUCGGGUUUGGGGGGAAGUGGGGAGAAAAGUCGGUAAAUUGGUGAUUUUUUACGUUUUUCGCAAAUAUUUA
Diabrotica balteata is the source of this 3730-nucleotide messenger RNA. The record is from the annotation of a GenBank genome assembly. NCBI's taxonomy places the organism in Eukaryota, Metazoa, Arthropoda, Insecta, Coleoptera, Chrysomelidae.